CCCGAAGAGGCGCCGUCUUCCUGGGUCCCCAGCGCUGAGUCCCGGAGGACUCUGUCCCUUCGUACAUGGAGAGCACACGGGAGGGAAUGGCUGCUGUGGCUCCGACGGCCAGAUGCCAGGAAUCAGUGACAUUCAUGGAUGUGGCCGUGAUUUUCACAGAUGAAGAGUGGAGGCAUCUGAUCCCUAUUCAGAGGGACCUCUACAAGGAGGUGAUGCUGGAGAACUAUGAGAGUAUUGUCUCGCUUGGACUUCCAGUUCCUCAACCUGAUGUGAUUUUCCAGUUGAAGAGAGAGGAUAAGCCUUGGAUAGUUGAUUUUCAUGGAUCUGAUGAGAGAAGAUGGCCAGGGAACAUUUCUCUAGACCAGGAGGCUAAGCCUGAGAUUCAAGGUGCUUCAGAAGAAGAAAAGUCAGAAGGAAUGUCGAAGGAAAAGCUUGGGGAAAAAGGUCCUCUGUGUCCUAAGUUGGAAGUUCAUGCACUGGAAGGUGCGUUGGAAACAAAGAAGGAAAGCCCUGCGGUGGAGACUUGCAAGAAAUCCCUUCCCCAGGAAGAAAGCUUGCGGCAAAGGUCAUCCCCUCCCAAGAAACUUCUCACUAAAGACAGAGGCCAGGAAUGCAGCGAUUGUGGGAAGACCUUUUUUGACCACUCAUCCCUUAUCCGCCAUCAGAGAACUCACACGGGAGAGAAGCCCUAUGACUGCCAUGAGUGUGGGAAAGCUUUUUUCAACCGUUCAUCUCUAACUGUACAUCAGCAAAUUCACACUGGAGAGAAGCCCUUUAAAUGCCGCGAGUGUGGGAAAGCCUUCAGUCACAGGUGCAGUCUCAGCAGACAUCUGAUGUCUCACACUGGGGAGAGCCCCUACGAAUGCAGCGCAUGUGGGAAAGCCUUUUUUGACCGCUCAUCCCUAACUGUGCAUCAGCGAAUUCACACUGGAGAGAAGCCAUUUAAAUGCAGCGAGUGUGGGAAAGCCUUCUUUGACCGUUCAUCCCUCACUCGACACCAGAGAAUUCAUACUGGAGAAAGUCCUUAUGAAUGCAAUCAGUGUGGGAAAGCCUUUAGCCAGAAAAGCAUUCUUACUCGACACCAGCUCAUCCACACUGGCCGGAAGCCAUACGAGUGUACUGAGUGUGGGAAAGCCUUCUAUGGUGUCUCAUCGCUGAAUAGACAUCAAAAAGCUCAUGCUGGAGAGCCUCGCUACCAGUGCAGCGAGUGUGGGAAAGCGUUCUUUGACCGCUCAUCCCUUACACAGCAUCAGAAGAUUCACACUGGGGACAAGCCCUAUGAAUGCAGCGAAUGUGGGAAAGCCUUUAGCCAGAGAAGCCGGCUUACACGACAUCAGAGGGUUCAUACAGGAGAGAAGCCCUUUGAAUGCAGUGUAUGUGGGAAAGUGUUUAGUUCUAAAUCGUCAGUUAUUCAACAUCAACGGCGCUAUGCCAAACAGGGAAUAGACUGAACUGAGUUAAGCUUUAGUCAAAGGACCUCCAUGAAAACUUAAAAUAGGUCUUCCCCAUUUUAAAUCCAUCAAUUAAUCAUUCUGCCUAUUCUGGCUACUCCUCUCCUUUCCUGCCUCUGCUACCACAGUGUUUGAAUCAAAACUCUGUUUACCGUGUUACAGAAGUGGGAUGCUAGAAAUUAGGGUGCGACUUUUAAGAGUCAAAAUUUUGCAGGAGCUUCUCAGGCAAUAGGAUAAAUGUUAGGAGUUGAUCCUAAGACACACCUCUUAUCUGAGGCCCCUGAUAUCACUGCACUUUAAAUAACUGGAGGCUACAACAGGAGGAGAAAGGAAAAGUUCUAUCAGCAUGGGACUGUUUUUCCUAGAUAGUUCUUUUUAUAGCUAUUAGUCCCUCUCUUGGAGCUUUUUGGGGCAUUGACGUGUUUUGUAUAUCCCAGCUUUUAGAUUUCUUGAAUACUGCUACUAAGUACUAAUAGCUAACACUUAUUGAGCACUUAUUACAGGGUUCAGGGGUGGGGAACAUCUGGCCCGUGGAC
Messenger RNA from Molossus molossus (Pallas's mastiff bat), 1987 nucleotides. It is a transcript of the gene ZNF2, whose product is annotated as zinc finger protein 2. The coding region runs from base 66 to 1451 and encodes 461 amino acids. The record is from RefSeq and is a predicted model, not a curated record. The transcript has 5 exons. Gene Ontology annotation, molecular function: DNA-binding transcription repressor activity, RNA polymerase II-specific. NCBI's taxonomy places the organism in Eukaryota, Metazoa, Chordata, Mammalia, Chiroptera, Molossidae. Gene Ontology annotation, biological process: negative regulation of transcription by RNA polymerase II.